ACAUCAGUUUUUGGACUUCCACUGUCUCAUACUCUAAACUCUUCCUCCAUCAACUCUCAACCUCUUUAUAAACCCUCUCCCUCCAUACCAAUUCUCCCUCACCAUCCAACACAACACAACAACGCUUCAAUAAUAAUAUACACAAACCAAAGUUUAUAUUUUAUUUUGCUAUCUUUCUCUCAAACACCUUAAUAGUCAACUUAUUUUUAACAACCAUGUACAUGGAAAUGGACAUGGACAUGGAUGCUAUCCAUGACCUCGACUUCUCCGGACACAGCAGCCUCACAAACACGCCUUCUUCAGAUGAUGAUUACGGUUGCAACUGGAACCAAUGGUCUCCCAUCGUUAACUGGGACACUUUUGCUGGUGCCCAGGAUGGUUUCCACCACCUCAUGGACACCAUCAUUGACGAUAGAACCACCCUCCUCGACCAGCUCAGCCCGACCACAACCACCACCACCACAACCACAGAAGAAGAGGAGGAAGAAGAAGAAACAGAAACAACAACAACCACCACCACCACAACAACCACGACGACGACAACAACAGAAAAAGCACAAGCGGUUGGUGAUGAUAUAAAAGGGCUAAAACUAGUGCACCUAUUGAUGGCUGGCGCGGAAGCCUUAACCGGUUCAACAAAAAACCGCGACUUAGCUAAAGUGAUAUUGGUUCGGCUCAAGGAGUUGGUUUCAAACCAUGCUCACGGCUCUAACAUGGAAAGACUCGCCGCUUAUUUCACCGAAGCCCUUCACGGUUUACUAGAAGGAGCUGGGGGUGCGCACAAUAACCACCAUCACCACAACAACAAACAUUACCUCACAACCAGUGGGUCCCACGACAACCAAAACGACACACUCACUGCUUUCCAACUACUUCAAGACAUGUCACCUUACGUCAAAUUCGGCCACUUCACAGCCAAUCAAGCCAUAAUCGAGGCCGUGGCCCACGAACGUCGCGUCCAUGUCAUCGAUUACGACAUCAUGGAAGGGGUCCAAUGGGCCUCAUUAAUCCAAUCUCUAGCUUCCAACAACAACAGUCCACACCUCCGAAUAACCGCAUUAUCACGAACAGGAGCAGGAAGGAGGUCAAUCGCCACCGUACAAGAAACUGGUCGGCGAUUAACCUCCUUCGCUGCUUCUCUCGGUCAGCCUUUUUCGUUUCACCACUGCAGGUUAGACUCAGACGAAACGUUCCGUCCUUCUACGUUAAAGCUUGUUCGUGGAGAAGCUUUGGUUUUCAACUGCAUGUUAAAUUUGCCUCAUCUUAGUUACCGUUCACCUGAUUCAGUUGCAUCGUUUUUAAACGGAGCAAAAGCGUUGAAUCCAAAGCUUGUAACAUUGGUAGAAGAAGAGGUUGGAUCUGUUGUUGGUGGGUUUGUGGAAAGGUUCAUGGACUCGCUUCAUCAUUACUCAGCUGUGUUUGAUUCAUUAGAGGCUGGUUUUCCGAUGCAGAAUCGGGCCCGGGCUUUGGUGGAGCGGGUAUUUUUCGGUCCGAGGAUCGCGGGCUCAUUGGGCCGGAUUUAUAGAACUGGUGGAGAGGAGGAGAGAAAAUCAUGGGGGGGGUGGUUAGGUGCGGCAGGGUUUAGGGGUGUUCCGGUGAGCUUUGCGAAUCAUUGUCAAGCGAAGCUUUUGUUGGGUCUUUUUAAUGACGGGUAUAGAGUUGAAGAGGUGGGUGUAGGUAGUAAUAAGUUGGUUUUAGAUUGGAAAUCACGGCGCUUGCUUUCUGCUUCACUUUGGACUUGUUCUUCUUCAGAUUCUGAUUUAUAGGUUGUUGAUGCUAAAUGCUAAUCUAUACUUAUUAGAUAAACAUCAAUUAGUCAUUCAUGCCUUUCUAAUAGUUUUGAAUUUGAUCGUAUGUUAAUUACUGACCCUCUUCCAAAUAUGGAAACAAUUAAUGGUUUAAUGUUUUGUACGUAUGUUAAUUUCCAUUUAUGGUAGUUUUGAUCGUUGAAAGAUCUAAGUUUUUGUUGACAGAGGUGACUCAUGUCUGGUUGUACGCGCGCCUUGUUUUGUAAAAAUUAUUACAUAAAGUUGAAAUAAAUUGAUUUAUUUUGUAGAAAAAAAAAAAUUUGAUUUUUUUUUUCAUGUCAGUUUUAAAUAAUAUACUCCAUUCUGU
Trifolium pratense (red clover) is the source of this 2115-nucleotide messenger RNA. Its product is annotated as protein NODULATION SIGNALING PATHWAY 2. Lineage: Eukaryota; Viridiplantae; Streptophyta; Magnoliopsida; Fabales; Fabaceae. Gene Ontology annotation, molecular function: DNA-binding transcription factor activity; sequence-specific DNA binding. Gene Ontology annotation, cellular component: nucleus. Bases 216 to 1766 code for a protein of 516 amino acids. Gene Ontology annotation, biological process: regulation of DNA-templated transcription. The record is from RefSeq and is a predicted model, not a curated record. The transcript has a single exon.